CAUAUCGAAUCAAUCUCCAUAUCUCCGCUAGCAAACCCAUCGGGAUCACAUUAUUCAUCUGGGUGGAUUUGCGCACAACUCAACUGGAACCUGUAGGUUUCGACAUGGGUAUCGUCGAUGUUCUAAACUCAAUUAACUUUGAACACGAAUCAUAUCCAACCUAUGGAGAUUUCGCAGCUCUUCCUGUCUUUGCUAUCUUCUUCCCAACUGUUAGAUUUUUCCUCGACAGAUUAGUUUUUGAGCGUGUAGGUAGGUGGUUAAUAUUUAACAAGGGGCAGCAGAAGUUGGAUGUUGAGACAGAUGACAGGAAUAAAAAGAUAAGAAAAUUUAAAGAAUCAGCAUGGAAAUGUGUUUAUUAUCUUUCAGCAGAAAUCCUAGCCCUUGCUGUAACGUAUAAUGAACCUUGGGCGACUAACACCAACAAUUUCUGGAUAGGCCCUGGAGAUCAAAGAUGGCCUGAUCAGAAAAUGAAGCUGAAAUUGAAAGGACUUUACAUGUAUACGGGUGGAUUCUACACCUACUCCAUCUUUGCUUUGAUUUUCUGGGAAACAAGAAGAUCCGAUUUUGGUGUUUCCAUGGGGCAUCAUGUUGCAACUGCUAUCCUCAUUGCAAUGUCUUAUAUUUGCAGGUUUGCACGAGCUGGAUCGGUUGUUUUAGCACUUCAUGAUGCAAGUGAUGUGUUUCUUGAAGUUGGAAAGAUGUCUAAAUACAGUGGAGCCGAAGCACUUGCAAGCUUUUCAUUUAUUUUGUUUGUAAUUUCAUGGGUGCUUCUUCGCCUUAUUUAUUAUCCGUUUUGGAUCUUAUGGAGUACAAGUUAUGAAGUUGUUCAAACAUUGGAUAAAGAGAAACAUGUUAAAGAGGGGCCCAUGUAUUACUAUGUCUUCAACACCCUUCUUUUCUGCUUACUUGUUCUUCAUGUUUACUGGUGGGUCCUUAUGUAUCGCAUGCUUGUCAAACAAAUUCAAGAUAGAGGCAAACUUAGUGAUGAUGUUCGCUCUGAUUCGGAUAGUGAUAAAGAACAUGAAGAUUGAUUGGUGAUGAGAGGGAAGUCAAAAUGAAGUCAACGUGGGAUGGGAGUCUAAUAUUUAAAAAGUAUUAAGAUCUUUAUGGAUUCAGUUGUUUUGUUAUUAUUAUUAUUAUUAAUUUGCAGGUGGAGGGAUGUUUUUUCAAUCAACCUUAAAUCUGUGUGACUAGUGAGGGAAAGACUUGUAUAGAUAGAGAGAUUCAAAUUGCUAUAAAAAAAAAGUCGAUCUUUCCUCA
Lactuca sativa (garden lettuce) is the source of this 1260-nucleotide messenger RNA. Its product is annotated as ceramide synthase 1 LOH3. NCBI's taxonomy places the organism in Eukaryota, Viridiplantae, Streptophyta, Magnoliopsida, Asterales, Asteraceae. Gene Ontology annotation, cellular component: membrane; endoplasmic reticulum. Gene Ontology annotation, molecular function: sphingosine N-acyltransferase activity. The record is from RefSeq and is a predicted model, not a curated record. Gene Ontology annotation, biological process: ceramide biosynthetic process.